CCCCUGUGACAACAGAUCUGCAUAAAAGGAAAAUGAACCUUCAGCUGAAACAGAAAUACCAGAGAGUUCUGGUAUCUGGUAUUCCAGAAAGUUCUAGGAUUGUUUUUGACUUUUUCAUGACAGUAAAUGAUUUGACUUUUGUAAAGUUACUAAUAAGCCCACAAACAAGCUUUAAUGACAGAACUUUGGCUGCUUGAAUAGAAAUACAUUGAAAGUGAAUGAUUUUAUUUAAUCAAUUUUUUGAACACAGCUCACAUGACUCCAGAUACCGUACUGACAUACGGGGGCAAAGAGCUGGAUUCAGACUCCAAACCUCUGGGAGAAUAUGGACUCAAACCCAAGGCUCUGAUCCAGAUUUACUUUUAAUAGAAACAUAGACAUGGCCACAAGGCCAUUACUUUUAGCCAAGGGUUGGCAAUAAUCUUUUUCAGUCUUUUCAGCCAAAUGACUCCAUCUUUACAUAAUUUGCUGCACGUGAUAAAAUGAACUCGAUACUCUGUUGUGUUUUUGCUGGUAAGGAACCCCCACAUAGUUAUGCUUUGUCUGCAGCCAACAACAAAAUUUCUCCAUCAAGCAUUUACAGGAAUCGGAGGCUUGUCUUCCAUUGAAAUGACUGGAGGCGGAGUUUAUUAUAAAGCUGUUUUGCUUUCACUUUUUCACAUGAAUGGAAGAAGACAGAGCUUAAAGAAAAAUUAAAACAGUUUGGUCAUUUUGCUCCAGGACUUUAUAAAACUAAUUUCCGCACAAUGGGUGGAAACAAAAUAAGUAAUAUGGAAAAAGUCUACAAUCUGACAGAUACAACUUUUAAAUUUGUGGAUAGAGUGGAUGAAUUAGACUUUCUCUGUGAAGAAUUUGCGUCUCCCAGAGCAGAGAUGUCCUGUGGUCAUGCUGUGACUCCCAUGUCUCUCACCAACUGGUGCCGCUUGCUCCUUGAAAAGGGGGAGAGCCGGUUUGUUUGUGGCAUGAGUGGCUGUGAUAAGGAGUGGUCUUAUGAGGAGGUCUGUAAAAUGGCUCUACUGACCCCUGAGGAGAAGGAGUACUUUGAAAAAACUAUGGAAAGCAUCGCUGAAAGAGAAAGGAGGAAAAAUACUAAAUCAUGCCCUGAAUGCAAAGUUCCUGUGACGAGGAAAGAUGAGUCAAACCUGAGUGUGCGUUGCCAAAAUUGCACAAACAAAAAGGGACAGGCCUACGAGUUCUGCUGGCAGUGUCUGAAAGAAUGGAAGGGUCCACAGCCACGCACAGACUGCUGUGAUAAUGACGGCUGCUUCAGUGAAGCUCUGACAACUCUGAGGAACUGCCCAGAUAUCGUCUUUGAAUCGGUUCCAAAUGCUUCAGGGUGUCCCUGCAUCCGGGCCUGUCCCACCUGUGGAUCUCUGCUGCAGCACAGUUCAAAAAACUGUAAAAAUGUUGUGUGCCCUCGUUGUAAGGUUCAGUUUUGUUUUUUGUGUGUAAAAGUCACAGCUGAAUGUCGAAAAUUAAGUCACUCUUACAUAACGUGCGUCAGUGGAGUCGCCCCCAGACAAACCUCCAUCCCUGUGUGGCAUCAAAACCCAACAUCAUAAACGGCACACUUUUGCGCAUUUGAGUGUUUUUGCAACAUAGCUGCACUUUAAAAUAUAGUCUACCGCAUGAAACAUGGCCUCUUUAAAAUAGAGGAGAUGGCCCAUACAGACCUGUUAACCUUCAUCAUAAAUGUCUGUGUUAUUGUUUCAUAGUAGGCGUUUGUUUACUAAGAUGUGGUUUAGAUCAAAUCUUUGCAUUUGUAGUUUAAUAAAAUCAAAUCUAUAAACUAAAAAA
Molecule: messenger RNA, 1797 nt
Organism: Oryzias latipes (Japanese medaka)
Lineage: Eukaryota; Metazoa; Chordata; Actinopteri; Beloniformes; Adrianichthyidae
Product: E3 ubiquitin-protein ligase DDB_G0292642
Source: RefSeq, a predicted model, not a curated record